Messenger RNA from Micropterus salmoides (largemouth bass), 3050 nucleotides. It is a transcript of the gene hcn3, whose product is annotated as hyperpolarization activated cyclic nucleotide-gated potassium channel 3. Gene Ontology annotation, cellular component: membrane. The transcript is spliced from 7 exons. Gene Ontology annotation, molecular function: voltage-gated potassium channel activity. NCBI's taxonomy places the organism in Eukaryota, Metazoa, Chordata, Actinopteri, Centrarchiformes, Centrarchidae. The coding region runs from base 326 to 2203 and encodes 625 amino acids. Gene Ontology annotation, biological process: transmembrane transport; potassium ion transport. The record is from RefSeq and is a predicted model, not a curated record.
AGUCAUUGUUUCUGUCAGGUCUAUAUACGAUUUAAGUGUUGCGAUGUGUAGGCUAUGUGAUACUCUGUAGAGAACUAAGAAUGACGUGGUAGGCUACUUUUUUAGUUUCUGUUGUGUCACUGUUUUAUAGGCCUUUAUAGGUUUUUAUUUUUACAUCCUGCUUGGAAGUGUUUCAGGAUAGUUAUUUUUUGUAAGAGAAGUUAACCCUUACACCAAAAGGAAAUGGCAGGUGCAGUAAAUUAUAUUAGUAAGUGAACUUUACAAUCAGGGCCCCACAAGCCAAAUCACAGGGACAAUAGAGCCCUCUUUGCUUUGCCCACUUUAAAUGCAAGGUGUAAAAAUGACCAGCCUCUCCAGGAGUACAGAUGACCAGAAAGGCAUCGGUGAGAGCCCAGCUCACAAACCGGAGACCCCAAAGUACCGCAGCUGGAGCAGCCUCCGGUUCUCAAGAUGGAGAAGUGGCUCCCAGAGGACGAGCCCCCCUGGCACCCCUUCCCCAAAGACAGACAAGAAGGGGACCGAUGUGACCAAAACGCUCUUCUCCUUGGUCCAGACUCACAAUGACGACUACACAGCGGAUCCCGAUGGCCUGCUGGAUGCCAGUGUGGAUGGCGAAGAAGCUGAACAAGACCUCCCACAGGACCAGUCCACCUACUUCCAGAGACAGUUUGGAACCAUGCUGCAGCCUGGGGUCAACAAGUUCUCCUUGCGCAUGUUUGGCAGUCAUAAGGGUGUUGCUGCUGAGCAGGCCAGGGUCAAAAGCUUUGGAGUUUGGAUCAUCCAUCCCUACAGUGACUUCAGGUUUUACUGGGACAUCGUGAUGCUCCUGUUGAUGAUGAGCAAUCUGGUCAUUUUGCCCUGGGGAAUCACCUUCUUCGAAGACCAGAACACCGUACCCUGGAUCACCUUUAACGUCCUGUCUGACACACUCUUCCUCAUGGACCUGGUUUUCAAUUUCCGCACGGGCAUCCCAGGUGAGGACAGCCACAUCCUCCUGGACCCCAAAGAUAUCCGCAUGCACUACCUCCGCACCUGGUUCUUGGUGGAUUUCAUCUCCUCCAUCCCAGUCGACUACAUCUUCCUCAUUGUUGACCUGGAGUCCCGACACGAGUCGUCUGACGUGUACCGCACCGCCCGCGCCCUCCGCAUUGUGCGCUUCACCAAGAUCCUCAGUCUGCUGCGUCUUCUCCGACUGUCUCGCCUCAUCCGCUACAUCCACCAGUGGGAAGAGAUUUUCCAUAUGACCUAUGACCUGGCCAGCGCUGUGGUGCGAAUAGUCAACUUGAUUGGCAUGAUGCUGCUGUUGUGCCACUGGGAUGGCUGCCUGACCUUCAUGGUGCCUAUGCUGCAAGAGUUCCCCCAAGACUGUUGGGUAUCUAAAAAUAAUAUGGUGAAUUCGACAUGGCACUUACAGUACUCCUACGCCCUGUUUAUGGCCAUGAGUCACAUGCUUUGUAUAGGAUACGGUGCCCACCCUCCAGAAGGCAUGACUGACGUUUGGCUCACCAUGAUCAGUAUGGUCGUGGGGGCCACCUGUUACGCCAUGUUCCUUGGUCAUGCAACUACCCUGGUCCAGUCCUUGGAUGCAUCACAUCGGCAGUAUCAAGAGAAGUAUAAGCAAGUGGAACAGUACAUGUCGUUCCAUAAACUGCCAGCGGAUGUGAGACAGAGGAUCCAUGAUUAUUACGAGCAGCGAUUCCAAGGCAAGAUGUUCGAUGAGGACAGCAUCCUCGGAGAGCUCAGUGAUCCGCUCAAGGAGGAGAUUGUAAGCUAUAACUGUCGUGGACUUGUAGCCAACAUGCCACUGUUUGCCAAUACUGACCCUCAUUUUGUGACAGUCAUCCUGACCAAGCUGCGUUUUGAAGUCUUCCAACCCGGAGACUUGAUUAUACGAGAAGGAACACUGGGUCGGAAGAUGUACUUCAUCCAGCACGGCACUGUCACGGUCAUCCCACGUGGAAGUAAAGACAUCACGCUCAAUGAUGGAGCAUAUUUUGGGGAGAUCUGCCUGCUAACCCAAGGACGACGCACAGCUACCGUGAGGGCCGAGACCUACUGUCGCCUUUACUCCCUGAGUGUGGACAGUUUCAACGAGGUCCUAGAGGAGCAUCCUUUGAUGAGGAGGGCAUUUGAGAGUGUGGCUGUGGACCGACUGGGCCGGGUUGCUCGCAGACCCAGCUAUCAGCCUCCCCCACCUGAGUGACUUCCUCAGUACUGAUGGAGAGAAGACUACAGCCAGAAACAUAUUUCACGCUUUGAAUGAACUUGACUACAUGACAAAGAAACCUUCAAUGUAAAUUUGACUGAUUGCUGUUUACUUUAGUGCUUAGUGAUGGACUUGGUGGAAAAUAUCGUACCUUCAGCUGAUUUAAUUUUGUUACUUGAAUCUCAACAAGCAAUAUGAUAAUUUUUGUGUUAGAGCUUUGUACAUUUUUGUGUUAGAUCCAUUGUGUAGUUUACCAAAUCUAUGUACUAAAGCUAGCUUUUCGAAAUGUAAAUACUGCUUUGACAACCAUUUUUAUUUGCCUGUAUGCUUUCUGAGACUGCAGUUUCAUCAUCCAUCACAUAAUUGAUACCAGAUAUUGGAAGCACACAGGAGACCAGCUGGGCAAUAACAUCAUGCAGCUGUGUGAAGCUUUGAUUCAAAUGAUCCCUCAGGUCUGUAGGUGGGUCAAGUCAGGUUUUAAUACUGCCCCAAAACUGCUAUGAUGUAAUAAUAAUAAUGUAAUGACAUAACUAUAUAAUCUGUUAAGAUUAUACAGUUAAGUCAUUACAUUAUUACAUUAUUAUAUAUAUACGUUUGGAAUUUGGAGAGGUAAUCUGAAAAUCCAGUAUUAAAAGGUGUGAUUUUUUUUUACGCACAUGGACUCACUUUACUUUUAAAUUGCACCUUAAUCUGUUUUAAUUUUCUGAUAGCAGUUAAUUUGCAAAAAUAAUUUUGGCUUUUUAAACAUUAUUUAUAAAAAUAAACCUUCAGUAGGUCAGUCAGCAGAUAAUAAUGAAGAAUUUAAUGUCUGCAAUAACAAAAAAAUUAUUCGGUUUGGCAAACA